Prunus armeniaca (apricot) is the source of this 633-nucleotide messenger RNA. NCBI's taxonomy places the organism in Eukaryota, Viridiplantae, Streptophyta, Magnoliopsida, Rosales, Rosaceae. The record is from the annotation of a GenBank genome assembly.
AUGGCUCUGAUACUGGCGUUUUUGUUUAGGACCCCAUUUAGGAAGCUGGUAAUAUUGGGUCUGGAUCAGAUCAAGCGCGGCCGCGGACCCAUUGUGGUCAAGACCGUGGCGGGAACGGUGCUUGUGGCGUUGAUGACUAGCGUUUACAGCAUAAUUAAGAUCAAGAAUAGUCGGAUCGACAAAGCUGCUAUUGUUAGUCCCACCGAUCAGGUCCUCAUGGUCAAGCACCUGCUUGAAGCCACUCUCAUGGGAUGCUCCCUAUUUCUUGCUCUUAUGAUAGACAGACUACACCACUAUAUUAGAGAACUUCGUAUACGAAGAAAGAGCAUGGAAGCCAUUAAGAAACAGAACAGAGGAUCUGAGGAUGGCAAAGCUAGCAGUUUGGAUGAGAUCAAAGCCUUGGAGAAUGAGAUAGCUACAUCGCGCACAAGACUCAAACAGCUAGAAUCUGAAAUUGAGACAAAGACAAAAGACGUUCAUACUGCAGAAUCCAAUGUUCUUGCUCUAAGAAAACAAUCGGAAGGGUUUCUUCUUGAAUAUGAUCGAUUACUUGAGGAAAAUCAAAACUUAAAGAACCAGUUAAAGUCGUUGGACCGGAAAAUGUCACGUUCAGGUAGUAAGAAAGAUUCAUAA